Molecule: messenger RNA, 267 nt
Organism: Funneliformis geosporum
Lineage: Eukaryota; Fungi; Glomeromycota; Glomeromycetes; Glomerales; Glomeraceae
Source: the annotation of a GenBank genome assembly
AUGUAUUGGUUACACACAACGGCCAUACUUUGGCGACAAGGAGUCGCAAAGCAAAAGUGGUAUUUUGGGAAUGACGGUUCUCCUACUGGCACAGCUGGCUGUAAUGCCGCGAACGACCAAAAAUAUAUCAUUAAUAUCCCCGUAUGUGACAUAUUUUAUGAUUCACCAAUUACUUCAAUUGGAUAUACACCUUUAGCUCUUCCUCCUCCAGCAUUUUUAAUGCUAUUGUUGCAAUCGAUUUAUACGAAGUCCAACAGGCGGUUUUAA